Kazachstania africana CBS 2517 is the source of this 1503-nucleotide messenger RNA. It is a transcript of the gene PPQ1, whose product is annotated as protein-serine/threonine phosphatase. NCBI's taxonomy places the organism in Eukaryota, Fungi, Ascomycota, Saccharomycetes, Saccharomycetales, Saccharomycetaceae. Gene Ontology annotation, molecular function: protein serine/threonine phosphatase activity. Gene Ontology annotation, cellular component: cytoplasm; nucleus. The record is from RefSeq and is a predicted model, not a curated record. The transcript has a single exon. Bases 1 to 1503 code for a protein of 500 amino acids.
AUGAGAAGAAGAAGCCCGUCAUAUUCCAAUAAUAAUUUCGAAGUACCGACAAAUAAUACCUGUCUAAAUAACAAUAAAUCGAACCAGCAAUCUAAUGAUGGUACUGACGAUUUAAACUCUAAUGAACCUAAUGACCCUGAUGAUAGUAGGCUCACUCCUACUAUCAAAUCUGCUAAAAUUAAGGACACCUCCUCCUAUAUCGAUAUUCCUAAAACAAAAAAAUCAAAUCAUGUUUCUACAAAUGCUACUACAAAUCUCGCUCUAGAUAUGGAUAUCUCCGUUGCCAAGGCUUUUGGUGCUAGUAAACCAAGAUUCCCAAUCGCAUCUUCCACUUUGCCAUUGACUGUAACCGAUGCAACUAAUAUCUCUUCGAAAAUCCCUACUUCUUCCAUCAGUUCAUCAUCUUCUUCUUACUCCUAUCUUUCUUCUUCAUCGUCAACGUCUAUGUCUUCAUCACCUUCUUUUUCAAGAACUAAAUUAUCAAUACUUUCUACAAAAUCUAAUAAGAGAUCAAGACCUGUCUUUAUUGAACGUUAUCCAAACGAUUCUACUGAUAGAGAUGGAAUCAAUAUCGAUGAUAUGAUCGAUAAAUUGAUCAAUUUGAAUGAUACUUCUAGAUUUAAACAGAAACAAAAGUCAAUUCCUUUCCAUUCUUGGGAAAUUCAAUUGAUUUGUUCUACAGUAAGGGAAAUUUUCAUGGGCCAACCAAAUUUAUUGAGAUUACAAGCUCCCAUCAAAAUUGUUGGUGAUAUUCAUGGACAAUUUAAUGAUCUAUUGAGAAUUUUAAAAUUAAGUGGUUGGCCAAAUGAUACAAACUAUUUAUUCUUGGGUGAUUACGUUGAUCGUGGUAAACAAUCUUUAGAAACUAUCUUAUUACUUUUCUGCUUCAAAAUCAAAUACCCAAACAAUUUUUUCAUGUUAAGAGGUAAUCAUGAAAGUGCUAACAUUACAAAGAUGUACGGUUUUUAUGAUGAAUGUAAAAGACGUAAAAAUACAAAGAUUUGGAAAUCUUUUAUUGACGUAUUUAACUGUUUGCCAAUUGCUGCAACAAUUCAAGAUAAAAUUUUCGCCGUUCAUGGCGGUAUCUCUCCAGAUUUAAUGGAUUUAAAACAAAUUUCAAAAGGUAUUCUAAGACCUACUGAUAUUCCAGAUUCUGGUCUCCUUACAGACUUACUUUGGAGUGAUCCUGAUACUUCAGUAUCAAAUUGGUCAUUAAAUGAUAGAGGCGUAUCGUACACUUUUUCAAAAAAAAAUGUCUUGGAUUUCUGCAACCAGUUCAACUUCGAUUUAAUUAUUAGGGGUCACAUGGUGGUAGAAGAUGGUUACGAAUUUUUUGCAAAGAAAAAAUUAGUAACUGUUUUCAGUGCUCCAAACUACUGUGGACAAUUUGAAAAUUGGGGCGCUGUCUUAAGUAUUAACACAGGCCUAAUUUGUAGUUUUGAGUUAUUGAAACCACAUUCAUUAAAAAAAAAUCAAGAUAAUUUUUUAGAUAUGCUUUUUUAA